UGUGUGGGUUGGGGGGCUGGUUUUUCAUUUUUUCCUUGUAGUGUGCAAGGACGAGAAGGAGGAUUCAUCACAGAAUACUGAGCACUUUGUGGUGGAUGCUGACCCUGUUGGUGGGCAUGGUACAGGGAGCAAUGUGCUACCCACACCCCAAAGCGCAGCUACAAAAGAAGUUGGGGAUACCUUGGGAACAGAAGAAGGGAUAAGCCCUGUGGAGGAGGAGGAGGAAAAUGGAAGUUACUGCAUGGUGCAGGCAACUGCGUCAACUUCCCAAGACUCAGCAGCCCUUGACUGUCAGCUCAACCUUGCCCCGGUAUGUAGGCAGCAACCAGAUUUCCUCAGUGACAUGAACUCUGUGCCUCCACCUCCUGUGGCUGAGUUUGCUCAGGAACCCACAGAUCAGUCAGGGUCACAUGAACACUGUGAGAGUUAUUACUCUGAUGGGAUUGAAAAGGAGGCAGAGAAGAAAAAAAAAAAAGAUAAAAGUGGAUUGUGUCCUGAGAAGACAUCUAGUGUCAUCCCUGGAGACCUCUGCAGGCUAGCCCAGUUACAGCACGUGUGUGGCCUGGCUACCCAUCCAUCAUCCAAGUGUGCUUCAGCCAACACUGCAGCUCAGCAGUCCUACAAGGUACCUUCAGUGCUGGUAGCUGGAAAUAGCCAUGAUGGGCCCAAGGAGAAAAAAGAGUUACUUGUGAAUCCAGAAAUUCUGCUGCCUGUCAGGAAGAAGUCACGAACCUUCUACAGUGCAGAGCAGCUAGGAGAGUUGGAGAAGAUGUUCCAGGAAGACCACUACCCUGACAAUGAGAAGAGGAGGGAGAUUGCAGCUGUUGUUGGUGUAACACCACAGCGUAUCAUGGUCUGGUUUCAGAAUCGCAGGGCAAAGUGGCGAAAAACAGAGAAGUUGAGUGUGAAAGGGAAUAAAAAAUACUCAGCAUCAGCAGCUCCGUCAGUCCCCUUGGGGUCAGACAGUUAUGGGGCACCUCUUCUGCCUAUGCCUCCACUGCCUGACAUUGUUCAUGACCAGCCUGCCAUGUUGGGUGUAGACACUACAGUUGGGAACUAUUCCAGCCUGCUCAGUGGACACCAUGCACCACUUGCUUCCUCUUCAGGUAAGACCCAUAUCAGUAGAUACAGUGUUUUGAUAGUAGCUACAGCAUUGGUUGGUGGUGCUGAUAGGUUCCCAAACACUCUUAGGAAGGUCUUCAGAUGUCUCUCUUUAUUCACAGUAUCUUCAGUGACAGGAAUGGUGUCACCUUGUGAAGCAGUUCAGACAAAGCCACUGUCUCAAGGCAACUUUGGUUCCAGCAGAAUGGAGUGCUUUCCUAGUCUUUCCAGCCCUCCACCCAUCCGCAGGGCCAGCCUCCCUUUCAGUCUGUCCUUCAACCCCCACAGUCAUAUUGUCCCCUUGAUUCUGGACACUCCCAACAGUGAAUGCAGCUUGUCCUGUCAGGAAAACGGCUCCAUGGACACCUUCACUUACAACACCCAGAAUCAAGGUGCAAGUUCCCCAGCUUCCUGCAAUUACCCUGAACAGCUGGAGUCUGCAGCCAACUUAGAGACCUCGUACUGCCAAUACAGCAGCCAGGGUGGAACCUACCACCUGCCCCAAUAUCCUCAGCAGCACCAGCUCUCCCAGUUCCACCAUCUGCCAGUUCACCUGCCCAGCAAUGAGCUCUCCAGCGUCCACCUCACACCUACAACAUCCACUGAGUCCAAUAUGCCUUUUCUCACCUUAGCUGGCAACAGUGGAGUCAUAACCUAUGGGGCAGCAGGGGCCUCGCAAGGCUACGUACAGAACCACAUGGGGGGACAGAUCUUGUUACAGCAGCCAAGUGGAAGCUCAGCAGGUAUCACUGCCUAUCAAGCUGUCCCCUGGAAUGAUUUCUAUAUGCAGGGAGUUCCAUUCUCAAAUCAGUUGGGCUCACGAAUGCCAUUUUCUAGCACAGCAGGAGGACACUACUUCGCAGAGCAGAUUUCCUACACUCAGCCCAGCCUGCCCUCCUCUCCAUAUUUCCUUCAAGUGCCCAAUGGAACAACAUUAGGAUCCAUGUCACAUACUGGAAAACCAAAGGAAGUGGCAACACCAGACCAGAGUUCAUAUCAGAACCACCAGACAGAGCUGGAGUUGACAUCACUUGCUGAAGAAGUAGAGAGCAGCAGUAGCAAGAAAGGAGAGAGCAUUGUUGAUGUUAAAGAAGAAAGUAAUGACUGAUGCUAUGCUCUAAGAAAAAAAGAAGAGAAAAUAUUACCAUUUUAGACUCUGCAAAGUAAGAACAGAGACAAGAAGAGAAUACUCCUUGCAACAGAAGCGCGUUUUUGUUUCUUUUGAGAGGUUGAUUUUUUUUUUUUUUUGUUGCCAUGAGGAUCUUCCUGCUGAGAAAAGAAGUGGGGAAAUUUCAGUCAAUAAAAGCUUCUGGUCUGUGUUUUUUGCACA
Dromaius novaehollandiae (emu) is the source of this 2431-nucleotide messenger RNA. RefSeq names its product NOBOX oogenesis homeobox (gene NOBOX). Gene Ontology annotation, molecular function: RNA polymerase II cis-regulatory region sequence-specific DNA binding; DNA-binding transcription factor activity, RNA polymerase II-specific. The coding region runs from base 242 to 2209 and encodes 655 amino acids. The transcript has 9 exons. Gene Ontology annotation, biological process: regulation of transcription by RNA polymerase II. Lineage: Eukaryota; Metazoa; Chordata; Aves; Casuariiformes; Dromaiidae. The record is from RefSeq and is a predicted model, not a curated record.